This is a messenger RNA of Uloborus diversus, 6353 nucleotides long. RefSeq names its product membrane progestin receptor gamma-like. NCBI's taxonomy places the organism in Eukaryota, Metazoa, Arthropoda, Arachnida, Araneae, Uloboridae. The transcript has 3 exons. Gene Ontology annotation, molecular function: signaling receptor activity. The record is from RefSeq and is a predicted model, not a curated record. Gene Ontology annotation, cellular component: membrane. The coding region runs from base 320 to 1309 and encodes 329 amino acids.
GGUUUAAGUUGGCGUUGUGAAGUUUUUUUUUUCUUCGUCAACGGGAAGAAAGACAUAUUCGAAAAUGGAUAGCAAAAUUUCAAUCCGAGUGAAAAAACUCAUUCCAGCAGUCUUGGGAGCUUGGAUUUGUAAGUGUUGAAGCAAGUAUUAGCGGACCUCCCUUGUGUCUGUCCCCAAGUUUUUUGUGUGUGAAUGCCAAUGUAAAUAAAUCCAAUGUGCUCUACAAGAUGUCCAAACAAAGUUUAAUUUGUUUAUAUCAAAACUAUGUUUAAAUCCUGAAGCUAGAAAUUUUGUAUUUCUCCAAACUUAUCGUCAGAAAAUGAGUCAUAUACUUCGAGCAACACCUGAUAUAUCCUUAUUUAAAGAUGAUGAAAUACCUCCUCACUUACGAGAAGUUGCCAUUCUCACAGGUUACCGUUCUCCUUCUAGUUCUGUAAAAGAUUGUGCUCUAAGUGUGUUUGUAGCAUCAAAUGAAACACUAAACUUUUGGACACAUUUUAUUCCUACUUUUUAUUUUAUAUACCAACUACUGACGUUUUGGGAUAUUUUAAAAGUCAUCACAGACCCAUACUACUGGCCAUUUGUGAUUUACAUGUUUACAAUAUGUUUGUAUCCUUUAAUAAGUGCUUUAGCCCACACAUUCUGCAGCACAUCAGACAUGGCUCGCCAUGUGUGGUUUUUCCUCGACUACGGAGGUCUGAGCUUAUACGGGUAUGGAGCUGGAAUUCUGAUCAAGGCCUAUGCUUUUCCUGAAGAACUACAAGACAGCAUCUUUGGCAUGUUUUUUAUGGAAGUUUUGGUGUUUUUAUGUAUUACAUGCUCAACAUCAGCAUGCUUCUCCCGCUUCCUGACAAGUUUAUUUUGGAUUAAGAUAUUCCGCCUCGGAGCAUUUGCUUUGCCAUGGGUGUGGGACAGCAUACCUGUAAUAUAUCGAUUAUCUCAUAGCAAGGAUCUACUUCCGGAAGCAUCGGAGCACUACAGCUUGCAGUUUUUCUUCUCAUUUUGCAUUGGAUUUUUUUAUGCCUCUCAUCUGCCUGAAAGACUUGCUCCUGGUAAGUUUGACUUUUUGGGCAACAGUCAUCAAUUGCUUCACAUUUCAGGUAUUUUAGCUACUCACCAUCAAAUGAGUGCUGCAAUCAUAGACAUGAGUACAAGACGAGAGUUCAUGCAAUCUAAAUAUCCACUGCCUGAGUACUGGUCAGUUCAUGUGUUUUUAUUAGUACUUUUUAGUAUAUCAGUGACUAUUGUAAUUUUUAUUCUGUGGGCAAGACAUUAUGAAAAAGCCCAAGAAGCGAAAAGACAAACUUAGUACUUUUCAAUAUUUUGUAUUAAAAAACAAUUGUAAAUACAUACAACACAGGGUUGCUGCUGAGUCUCAUUCAACAUAUAUUUUUUAUGCUUCUACAAUGACACAAGCGUAUUAUAAACCUGAGCUCUUUUAGGCAAAAUGGUGUCCAAAAUUUAAAAUAGUUGUCGAAUGUUUUUAACUUCAUGAAAAUAUAUAUUGUACAAAGCAUGUGAUAAACUCUUCAAAAUAAUACAAUAAAUAUUAAAUUAAAUGGGUAAAUCAUUAAUUUGUUACAGUUUUAAGACUAUUUGUAAGAUUUUAUCCAUAUGUAAUUAUUUUAAUACUUCAUUUAUAUCAAUUAAAAUUUUAAUAAAUAUUAGGUAAUGUUAGUAAUAUAGAAUUUUAAAAGUGCCAAGUAGAAAAUGAGUGCAUCCAGUUGUAAAAGCAGUUUUUGGUAUCCUGGAAAGAACUAAACAUUGUUCUGGAAACACUUAUUUUAUAUUUGAUCUUUGAUAUACUCCCUACCAAAGUAAACUGAUUACUUCCCUUUAAUCAUUUUUAGUACAAUAACCCUCUUGUAUUGCUUGGUUCUGUUGUGAGCCCCCUCCCCCUUUCUUUAAUUUCCUUUUCACCACUUUACUUUCAAAAUUUAGUUUUAUUGGAAUGAGUUGGAACAUACAAAGUUAGCUGUGCAUAAGAUCAGACUGGCUGAACUACGGGCAACAAUCCUCAUAUAUAUUAUAGCCAAAAUCACUGAUCAAAUAGUGCUCUGACGCCAACAACAAUGAAACUUACGCCAAAACAUGCGUGACUGCAUUUUUUUCAUUGUUGAAUUACCAAAAAUUCAGUAAGUUAUUUAUAAUUUAAUAUAUUUUGGCAAUGCUUGACAUGCAAGGGAAAUGCUUUAUUUUGACAAAGCUGAACUAGAUCCCCAACUUAACUGUUUUACUGGUUUAGAAUAGUGAAAAAAUGAAGAAGUGGUUAAUCCACUGGAGCCAGGGUUAAAAUAACAACUAUCAAAAUAUCAAACAGAAAAUUGCUUUGUUCUAAUCUAGAAGAAUUUUUCACCCAUCAUUCCUUGACAGGUGAUUUUCAAGUUAUUAAAUUAGAAAGGAAGAAUUAAGUAGAAAGUUAUUUAGGACCCAAGUUUACCUGUCCGGCAGAAUAUAUGGGCUUCAACUUUUCAAUUUUGGGGGAUGAUGGGUUAGCAUGUCACUGGCAACCCCAAACAUAACUAAAUCUCUGUAUAUUCAUGUAUUUCACUGCAACAUUAUCAAGAACUUUUGUAGGGCCUGUUUUAAAACUAAAAACUGAUCCUUUACCAAAUUACUCAAAAUACAGCAUAAUUUAUCAGAAACAAAUACUCAGAUUUAAUGUACAAAUUUAGUUGUUAUUUCCAUGCAAGGAAUUUUAUAAUUAGUAAUAAAAAUCCAUAAAAUAACAAAUACAUAUGCAAGAUAACACAUGUUAAAAAUACAUAUAUUUUAAAAAUCAAAAUUGAGAAGGAAAAAUGUGUAUUUGUAUUCCUUUACUCUUAGGGUAUUGAACUUUUUGGUAUGGAAUUUUACAUCUAGGUUCGAAAACUAGGGAAUCAAAAUGGAAUACUUGGUUGCAACGUUAAACUAAUGACCAAUUAUUUCUAAUUAUGAUUAUUAGGCUAUUAAAAUUUUUCCCCAACUUCAUUUAUAUAUAUUCAAAGAAUAUUCAAUAUAGAAACAUAUACGCAUGUGUGUAUAAAUUUCUGUAAUUUGUAUAUAUGUUAUAUAUUUAUGCACCUAUUUUUUAAUAUAUAUUUCAGUACAAAGCAGUUUAAAAUUAUGUUGUGUUUUUAUAAAAUUUUGUUUGUUAAUUCUGUAUGUGUUUAAUUUUCUUCGUUCAACAAUUGUUAUUUACUGUUACUUGUUGUUACAGCAUUUGUUAAAAUUAUAGAUAAAGAUUUGUAUCAAUUUCAAACAAACUGGUGAAAGAGCUUUACCUGAAAAAAAGUAAUAUUAUAUCCUUGAUUUUUUUUUUUUUGGUUUAAGGUUAUAAGAGAUUAUAUUUGAAGCACUUAAUGUAAAAUAUAUAUAUAUAUCUUAUGAGUGAAUGUAGUUAAUUUGCUUUAACUAUGUAACUACAAUAAAUUUUACUUAAAGCUAUUUGUAAACCUUGAUUAUGUGCAGGAAUAUUUUUCCUUUCAAAUUAACUAUGAAUCUAAAAGUCAAGAACUUUAGAAAAAGUAGUAUAGUCUUGCUUUUUAUUGGAAAUUCCAAAAUUUUAAUAAUUUACUUUGACCUAAAAUGACUUAUUUGCUGUUUUCCAAUAAACAUUCAUGUAUUUUCUUACUAUAUUAUGUUUGUAUUUUAGUGUUACUGAAUGUUUUAUAACUUUUUAAAAUAAAAAUGGAAGCAUACUUGUUUUGUCAACAUAGAUGCUCAAAAAAGAAAACUUCCAAAUAUUGUGAAAAAUUGUUAUUAGUGAACUUAUUUUCACUAAUAACAGAAAAACAAAUUACUAACAUUUUUUUUUAUCACAACAGAUGUAGUUCGUUAACAUUUUUUUAAAAGUAAUAUCUUUUUUAAAUUGAAAUAAUAUAAAUAGAAAAUGUUUUAUCUGUUUAGGUCUUUUGUUGAAAGUAAAUAAAUGCAUGUCUGCUUAACAUCCUAUAUUUAUCUUCAUUUCGGACAAUUAUUAAUUUAAAUGAAUAAAAAUAAAGUAAAACAUACCAAAAGCAAUUUAAUAAAAUAAAUGACUAAUUUGUUUAAUUUUUAUCUGCAAAAUUCUGUAUAUAAUGAUAAUUUCUUUCCUGAUAUAUGAUAUGGUAACCAUAGGUAGAUAAUAUAGACGUGCACGCUGUGCAAGAAUACAUCUGCUACAAUGCAGGUACAUUUGCCUUAGAUAUGUGCAUUGCCGGAUAUUAAACAUUGAUUAUUUUCAAAAUAGGUAGACAAAGUAAUGAAAAAGUUCACCUUUUGCUGCCAUGGAUACAUGAUUGAAAGCAAAGGCAUUGUAUAAAUAAAAAUUUUGCCUAUUAACUGUUUAUUUUUUUUCAUAGCCGCAAAUAGUUUUAGAGUGCAGUUAUUACAUAUUUUUAUCUUACUAUGAUGGUAACUGAUAAUAAUGGUAAAUUAUGUUAUGGAUAAGGAAUCACACUUUAACCCACACAAAUACAAACCCAAAUUGUUUAAAUUAUUAUUACAAAUUAGUUUAUUCAAGUCUCACCAGCACCUUAAUAAAUAAUUUUAUGAAAUUUGAAACUGAGAUUUCUUGUCGACCUUGAUUUUUAUGCACAUACAGUAAACGUGAGCUGAAAUUUUAUUGAUUGAGCACAGUAGAUUUUGCACAGUAACUAUUGAAAAUGCCUAAUAUUUGAAGUCUUAGAGUUACAAUUUCAGAAUAAUGUUGAAAUCCAUUUUUUUUUCUUCUGUUUUUGGAAAAACUCAAUGCAAGUUAUAAGCUGAUAACACGGUUCCCACAAACAAACACACAUCCCAAAAUAUAACUUUUUUCUUUUUAAAUUUUUUUCACAUUAAGAAAUUAUAACUUUUAAUUCAGUGGCUGAUAAAAAAAAUUCAUGGUGCUUGCAUUUUUAUAUUGUUUUGCAUAUUCGUUAGAUGUAAUGACUGCAUGCAAGAAAGUAAAGGAUACAAUGUAUAAUUAUAUUACUUUCCAAAACAGUAAAAAUGUCAGUUUUCUGCAAGUUUACUCGAAAUGUCGUUCAUAUUUGAACAGAUACCUCAUUUUGCAUAGCCCUUAAUUUCAUGAGUAUUUUGAAAUCAAUGCCAUGCUUAUUUUUUCCUGAUCUCUUACAAACUACUUAUGUUUGUAAUGCAAGUAUCAGUAUUUUUAAAACAGAAGUUUCCAUGAAAAGUAAGUCCUGUUAAAGAAUUUUAUAAGUUACAUUUAAUUUUUGGUAUCAAUUCCUCCCAUUUCAGAAAAAUUUUAACGGCAUAUUAAAACCCAGGGAUUUUUCAUCCGCUGGUCUGGUGGAAGGGCUUCAGUCUGUGAAAAACUUGGACUAGUUCUCAUAUUAUUUCCUGAAGGUUAGAAACACUGGAGUGCACUUUCAUUUAUAAUCUGUUACAUCUUGCUUUUCUAUUUAGUGAAAUGGUUUUAGCUAUUUUUUACCACAUUCUAAUUUUUUAAAGGGUUUUUUCCCCCCUUACAGAUAAUUCAAGUAAUUGUUUGUCCUUUUAAAUAUUGUAAUUAAGUGAUGAUAAAUGUUACUCAUGACUCAUUUUUGUAAGAAAACAAUCCUGAUCUGCAGAGGAUGCAGAUCAGGAUUGUUUUCUGCUGAUGCCAAAAAGAAAAAAGUAAGCUGAGAAAUAUUAACCAACUUAUGCUUACCUAUGCUUAAUUUUUAUUAUUUAACCUUUUACUUAAUGAUCUUAACUAUAUUUAUUUUUCGCCAUUUUUUUUGGCAGAAAAAACUGUAGGAAUGAAAUGAAAAAUGAAAUAAAAUAAUAAAGUUAAAUAUAAGUUUUGUUUCUGGAACACGAGGAAAUGAUAAUGUAAAAAUGCUAUUUAAUCUCCCCUAAGUUUUUCUUAGAAUUUUUAGAGAUUCAAAAUUAAAGACAUAGUAGAUAAAUGGGAAUAGUUAUAAAGGUUUAAAUCUUGAUUGUUAAGUAUAAGGAACAUUGAAAAAGCAGUUCAUUUUUUGAGAGAUGUUUUAAAACAUGUUUGUUACAGCAAUUACUUCCUACGCAGGAAACCAUUUUGUAAUAAAAGUAAUUUGGAAUAUGCAUGUGCUUGCUAGUAUGUAUAUAUGUUUAAUACUCAAAAGAAUUUUAAAGUGUUUAAAAGAAAAUAGAUUAGCAGUUUAUCAGUAACUAUAAAAUUGUGCCAUAUGAGCGAAUGUCUUGCAUUACCAUAAUUUGUUACCUUUCAUAUCAUAUUUUGAAUUGUAUUACAUUUUUGAUGUUUGAUUAAAAUUUUAACACAACUCCUUGGUAGGUUGUUUCUUUUCCCCGAUUUUGACUUGUGUUACAUAUACAAUUAAAUCUAGUUUUAGAGAAGUACAUUACGACGAAAAUUUCAUUUUAGAAAAUAAUCCUAAACUUAAAUUACAUGUAAAGGGUGUCCCAAA